This is a messenger RNA of Branchiostoma floridae (Florida lancelet), 3845 nucleotides long. Its product is annotated as peptidylglycine alpha-hydroxylating monooxygenase-like. Bases 326 to 1363 code for a protein of 345 amino acids. Gene Ontology annotation, biological process: peptide metabolic process. Gene Ontology annotation, molecular function: copper ion binding; peptidylglycine monooxygenase activity. Gene Ontology annotation, cellular component: membrane; extracellular region. The record is from RefSeq and is a predicted model, not a curated record. Lineage: Eukaryota; Metazoa; Chordata; Leptocardii; Amphioxiformes; Branchiostomatidae. The transcript is spliced from 12 exons.
UGUGCGUUUCCGGCCUUUUAUGACCAGAGUCGAUAGCUUUGUAAACAACGCCGACAUAAAACACAACUCGGCUUGCCGCUGGUUCCAUAUCCUACUCGUUUUUUACCAUCCGAACCUGACAUAUUGGCAGAGCAAACAAAUUUCACAGUUGAAACGGGAUCGGGCCGCUUGAUUCAUAUCAUCAAGGGUAGAUAUAGAAUUGGUAUCUCCCGCCCACGCGCGCUCCCGACGACGACUCGAUUAUAGUGUUAAAGAGGAAGGGAUCGGUGAAUUUUAACGCGGCGCGACGCUACAGAGGGGAUAGAUUCAGAGGCCUGUUACGGUGAUGGCGGACGCACGGCGAGGAUGGUGGCUGGGACUGCUGCUGGUCGUGACCGUUUGGGGGGCUCCGGGGCGCUCCCAAAAGUGGCUGGAAGAUCUAGACGAUCCCGAAUAUCGGCGAGACGGGUCAGAAUACAGCGUGGACAUCCGAAUGCCCGACGUUAGCCCGGAAAAGCAUGACACGUACCUGUGCUACAAGGUACCGCUGGACCAGAAAGAACCGUCUUACAUAGUGGGGUUCGAACCGAAGGUGGAGGAUCACGCGGCCCACCAUAUUCUCCUGUACGGGUGCGAGGUUCCCGGCAGUGCCGAUAAGGACUUGUGGAACUGUGGAGAGAUGAGCGGCUCGACCAUCCACCCGACCUGUCAGCAAGGCGCUCAGAUCCUGUACGCCUGGGCCAUGGAUGCACCAGAGCUCAAACUACCAAAAGAUGUCGGCUUCAAAAUUGGCGGGAACACAGACGUCAAGUACCUGGUGCUACAGGUCCACUACAAUGACGUCACCAAGUUCAAAGGGGGCGCAACUGAUGAAUCCGGGGUUGGCCUCCGGGUGACCGACACUCCGCAGAAGUACAUGGCUGGGGUGUACCUUCUCGGGGUUGGUGCUGGGGCCAUCCCUGCGCACUCAACAGCCAAUCUCGACACUGCCUGCCUCUAUCGGGACGAACCUGUGCUUCACCCGUUUGCCUUCAGAGUCCACGCUCACAAGCUAGGUGCGGUGGUGUCAGGAUACCGUGUACGACAGGACAAGUGGACUCUGAUUGGCAAGAAAAGCCCGCAGCGACCACAGAUGUUCUACCCUGUGAGCGACAAGACACUGACCAUCAAAAAUGGAGACAUACUGGCUGCAAGAUGCUCGUACAAGAGUGACCUGGACCAUACAGUGCGCAUCGGGGCGACCGGUUCUGAUGAGAUGUGUAACUUCUACAUCAUGUACUACACCACCAGCCGCCGGCCCCUGGAACAGAACAUGUGCUUCCGCGCAGGCUUCCACUGGGAGGGCGCCUUACAAAACAUCCCCGAGGAGGCAGACUACCCGUGAAGGUUUCAUUGAAAGGUCCUAGCGUUUGUAUCGGUCUACAUGUGCAUCGAUACAGAAGGACUCAACUUAAGAUACCCGUGAUUGAGAUGUCUACUAAAUCCAUUCUCUGAUUCCAUACCUUUAGUUAAACCCUGUCACACAUAACCAGCUCUUCCCGACCAUGGUAGGGAGUUGGCCGUUGAGGAUUUGCAUUAGUCUUUAGUUAUUAUAGUAUGCACCAACCUAUUUGUAUAGAUUAUAAAACAUCAAAUUUGGGAGAGGCACAUUCUACUUUGAUGCCUUCAGGAGCUAUCCGGGGCUAGAAUUAUCAAUAUACUGGGUUCCAGAGUAAUCCCAAACCAGCACCGACCUUGGUUUGCAAGUGGUCGAGAGAAGGUCGUGAAUAUGUGACAGGGCUUGACAGGAAAACUUGACUCUUUCCGUAACUGUAUGUUGUGUUAAGUGACGUUCCUUUCUCCGCUAUAUGAAACGUUCGCCAUAAGUGCCAUAGUCUUCAAGUUUACGUUAGCUUUGUAUUGUUCUUUACAUGAUGAUUUGGCCGCCGUAAUUUGCACUUUGGUAUCCAGUCGGCGUCCAUACUUUUGUUUUUGCAUUCGUUAAACGUGCCAAACGAAGUUUAACCUUCUUUCAAGUAUUUUGGCCACGCCAAGAGAAGCCUAUAAUUGUCAUAAUUGUUGUAUUCGUAAUGCCCAAGUUUCAUAUCCAUGGGUGCUUCUGUUCAUUGAAGUUUUCUGAGGUGAAAGCCAGAUUUUAAGGUGUCAAGUCUUCUUUUGUUCCACCAAUAGUACAGUCUGUGAAGUUGAAACAGAUACGAUUACAUUCCAGUGAGAAAGAUUUGGUCACAAAUUUAGACCAGCUUUCGGAUUAUGGACAUGUCAGUGUUUUUCGUAAUUGCUUGUCAAGGAGUUUAUAAAGGUUUCUAGGAUGAAGCUCUGACAAUGCUUCUGGCUGGAAAUUCAAUCAUUGUAAUUAUAACUGGAUGGUACACAGAGCACUUCUUGUACGUGCACGGGCACAGUUGAAUGUACAGAAUUUAGAUUGAUAGAUAAUAAAAUAAGACUACAUAUUCAGGAGAGAUAUCACCCGAGAAGGCUAUCUAUUUAUCUAUAUCAUGGAAAGAAAAUGUUAGAUGUUAAUUGUUUGGAUUGUGAGAAAGUAUCUAGGGCUACCGGCACGUUUAUACAAACGGAAUUACCUUGAGCACCGUCACAAUACUUAACACUGUUUUUUCAAAGAAAUGUUGAUUAUCAGAUGGUGUUUCCAAUAGAAACAAAAUAAACGGGACCAAACGAAGAGUCGUGGGAGACGCUCAAGGGAUAAACAAUGAUUAUUUCCCUAAAAUGGAAGAAUCCAAAGCUAAAGCUACGAAUAUAACGUUGUUCUUCAUGAAAGGUUACGGCAGGUCCGACCAUGAAUCCACUACUUCUUUACCUGUACAUUUGAUCACAGUUUGCCAGGGCAAAAUGUGUCUAAAAGUUUUAACCAUGCUCUUAUUCAACGCAAUUUUCUAGCCUGUGGCGACACUUUCUGCUACAUAAAACUUGCCAUGUGCACUCUAUCCUGCACCAUAGCCUAACUAAGAACAGGACCGCCUGCGCACUGUACUACGAUCCGUACGGAGGUAACAUUUCUCGAUUUACGAAGAUGCGUCAGGCAUGUGAUGUGAAACGGGAGUGAUGUUUUCUCUUUAGUUGGAGAGAAAUGAGACAGGUAUGAGUUGCAAAACCGCCUUCUUUAGCCAAAGUAGGAUAUAGACAGGAUGUCUGGCAACCGUUGGCAAUGUGUGAUUCCAAGGAAAAUAUGGUUUGGAAGAAAUGAGAUAGAUAUCAGUUGAGGAACUUGAGCCAGGAAAAAAAUCUGCAGACUUUUUUUCGGCAAAGUGGGAUGGAGACGGGGCGUCUGACAGCCCUUCUGAACCAAAUAAACAAGUUAUUCGUCGUACAUAAGAUUUAUCCCUAUUACAGUUUUCAGAUGACAGCGCUAGCGUCUCACAAAGGGUACGUUUUGACCACUAUUUUCUCUGUAACAUCGCAAUUUAUCACCUAUUCACAUGUCCAGCCAUCUUCCUUCCUCAAUAACCACCCCUCAACAACCAAUUGAUAUCCGUGUUCUUUCGCCCACAUCCGCCCUAUCAGUCUUGAACCAUUAUUCUACACAGAAAACCCUCCUCGCAGUACAGGCGUACAUAUAAAAGUACGGUACACGUUGCAUGAUGGAACCCAUUGUACAGUGUAAGUGUGGGUCUGACUCAACCUGAUGGUGCUUCUUUAUUCCAGAGUGGUUCAAUAGUUCGUUUUUGAGUGAGAUCUACUGCGCUAAUUGCUGUCCUCGUGUGUUCCAUGUUGUAUUGUUGUAUGCAGAACGAGGGGAAAUGGUGUAUGCUCACCGAGAUAUUUCACUUGGACAAUCUUUACUUUGAACUUUAUAUAUUCAAGAAUAUGAAGACGAAUCAUUCUGAAAUAAAAGUCUGUUAUUCGUUUGA